Colletotrichum higginsianum IMI 349063 is the source of this 1665-nucleotide messenger RNA. RefSeq names its product Serine carboxypeptidase. Bases 1 to 1665 code for a protein of 554 amino acids. The record is from RefSeq and is a predicted model, not a curated record. Gene Ontology annotation, biological process: proteolysis. The transcript is spliced from 3 exons. Gene Ontology annotation, molecular function: serine-type carboxypeptidase activity. Lineage: Eukaryota; Fungi; Ascomycota; Sordariomycetes; Glomerellales; Glomerellaceae.
AUGAAGAGACUCACGCUCCUGUUCGCAUGGGCCACGGCCGUCUCGGCGACCUCGUUUCGACAAGGCGGGCGAGGCCUACGUCUGGACCACGGCUUCGACGAGGACAGGUCCGCGGCGGCAGCAGUAUCUCCGCAUAAGGCCCGGCCAGGACACGAGAAGCACAGGUUCCUGAACGAAAAGACAUCGAAAUUCUCGGUCAACGGCACCAACAUCCCAAACGUCGCCUUUGACGCCGGCGAAUCCUACGCCGGACUCCUCCCGGUCGACACCUCCCAGGGCGCCAACGAGACGCAGGAGCUGUACUUUUGGUUCUUCCCCGAGGAAACGCCUUCCGAGAACAAGGACAUUGUCAUCUGGCUGACGGGGGGCCCCGGCUGCUCCUCCAUCGGCGAACUCCUCCAGGAGAACGGCCCGAUAUCGUGGAAGCCCGGCACCUACGCCCCCGUCCGGAACCCGUGGAGCUGGCACCGCCUCGCCAACGUCGUCUGGGUCGACCAGCCCGUCGGCACGGGCUUCUCCCGCGGGCCCGUCACGGCGACGGACCAGCGCGACGUCGCGCGGCAGUUUCUCGGCUUCUGGAGGCGCUUCGUCGACACCUUCGACCUGCGCGGCUACAACGUCCACGUCGCGGGCUCGUCCUACAGCGGCCUGUUCACGCCCUACAUCUCGGCCGCCAUGCUGGACGCCCGGGACGCCCGGGACGCGGACGCGGACGACGCCGGCUACUUCGGCGUCAAGGGCAUGAUGGUCUUGGACCCGGUCCUCUCCCAGGGCGUGCUCGGCCAGGACUUUGGCGUCGCCAGGGUCAUCGACUACUGGGGUCCCGCCUUCGUCCUGAACGACACCGUCCGCGCCACCAUCGCCGAGAUCGACGACCGUUGUGGGUACGCGGCCUACGUCGACCGGUACCUCACCUUUCCCCCUUCCGGCCCGCAGCCGGCCAAGAUCCCGGGCGCCUUCCGCUGGGGCGACUACGUCCCGGAGUGCGACUCCUUUACGGCCUUCGCGGAGGCCGCCAAGGACGCGAACCCGUGCUUCAGCAUCUACAACGUCCUCCGGACGUGCCCCUUGCCCUUCGACCCCGUCGCCUUCAGCGAGGGCACGGGGUACCACCCGACCGACGGCCCCGUGUACUUUGACCGCGCGGACGUCAAGGCCGCCAUCAACGCCCCCGCGGACGCCGAGUGGCGCUUCUGCAGCAAGGACCCCGUCUUCGUGGACGACCUCGACCGCUCGCAGGACCCGGGCCCGGGCAGCCUCCCGGUGAUCCCGGGCGUCGUCGAGAGGACCGGGAACGUCAUCAUCGGACACGGCCUCCGCGACCUCAUCAUGCAGUCCACGGGGACGCUGCUGGCCAUCCAGAACAUGACCUGGGCCGGCGCCCACGGCUUCCAGAGGCGGCCCGAGACGAAGCUGCGCAUCCCCUACCACAGCAACGCGGAUCUGGGGACGCUGGCGGGCGCAGGGGAGCUGGGGGUCUGGCACGAGGAGCGCGGGCUCACGUACUUUGAGACGCCCAUGGCCGGGCACUUUCUCGGGCGAGAUGCUCCGUCCAUCUCGUUCCGGGCCUUGGAGGUUCUUCUGGGCAAGGUGGAAGACUUUGGCUCCCGGGCACCUUUCUCCACAAAGGCCAAGGACUUGGGAAUAAUCAGCGAGGAAUUGUGA